UUCGUUCCGGAGCUAUUAGGCCUACGCACAAAACCGUUUGAGUACAGCUCCACGCUGAUUUAGGAUCUUAUUUUGACCCUUUUUGACUGCAGAAAGAAGACAUUAAUUUAAGUUUAAAGCUUUGUUUUUGCUUUCGCUAAUUUCUUUUUUUAUUCAAGGCGGAACAUGAAGAUCAAACGACAGAAACAAGCCAAGAAAACGAUUAGCUUCUACAAAUACAACUUCAGCUUCAGGGAACCUUUUCAGAUCCUCAUUGACGGGACUUUUUGUCAGGCGGCGUUGAAGAAUAAAAUUCAGAUUAAAGAGCAAAUGCCGAAAUAUCUAAUGGGUGAGGUGCAGCUGUGCACCACAAAUUGCGCUCUGAAAGAACUCGAUACUCUCGGAAAACAGCUUUAUGGAGCCAAAAUUAUUCUGCAGAGGUUCCAGCUGAGGAAAUGUGCUCACUUCAAGGACCCGGUUCCUGCGUCAGAGUGCCUGCUGUCCAUGCUGGAGGACACAAACCCGCACCAUUACUUUGUUGCCACGCAGGAUCAUACGGUGACUGCAGGCCUGAAGAAGAUUCCAGGUGUUCCUCUGCUUUACAUCAUCCUCAACACCAUUGUGCUGGACAAGCCCAGCCAGGCGUCCCUCAGUCAUGUCCAGGCCGUCCAGAUGGGAGAGCUGGUGAGCCCUGCUCAGCAGAAGAGCAUCCAGAGCAUGAAACAGGAGCAGGGCAUCAGCAGCAAGGACGGAGAGAGCCGGGGCAGGAAGAGGAAGAGGAAACAGAGCAACCCCAACCCUCUGAGCUGCCUCAAGAAGAAGAAGAAGAAAGGAGCACCCACACCCCCUCUGAAAAAAACAGAACCGGGGGAGAAGAGAAAAAGAAGCAGACACAAGAAGCAGAGGACAGCGGGGGACCGAACAGCCACUCCCACCGGGACAAAUACUGAAUGAAGCAGAAAAAUGAGCCGUUUUUUCUAGGAAAAAAAAUCCCAGAAGAUUCUUGGACAAUUCAGAAUAAAAGAUUUUACUACAAGAGUAUUUUCCAAAAUUACUCCCAAAAUUUUUAAACGACCUUUGGAAAAGUGGGUUGUUGUUUUUUUUUCUUUUCCUUUGCUCGGAUACAAAAUUAACAGGCAAGCUCACAGACACAUAUUUCAAAGCUGCCGACAGUUCAUUAGAAAAUCAAUCCUCUCAACUCCGGAGGCACAAAAGGAUGUGGACUCACUGAAUUACCCCAAAAAAAUGAAAUAUGAACAUCAUACUCUGUCAUACUGAUGGUUAUCAAACAAAAUCCAUUCUUCAUUCAUCUUCUUCCGUUUUGUCCCUUUCGGGGUCAUGGGGCUGCUGGAGCCUAUCCCAUCCACUUAUGGGCGAAGGCAGGGGGCACCCUGGACAGGUCGCCAGUGUGUCGCAGGGUAGAGCGUCCACAAUCACACACCUAGGGACAAUUUAGAUGAACCUAUAAAGCAUGUUUUUGGACAGUGGCAGGAAGCUGGAGAAAACCCACACAUACAUGGGGAGAUCAUGCAAACUCCACACAGAAAGGCUUGAUGUUCUGGUUCAUGUCCCCCAGCCGGGACUUGAACCGGGGGCCUUUUUGCUGUGAGGCAAGAGCGCUAACCACUGCAGCCACAGAAUCCAUUGUGUCUUUUGUAUGAUGAGCUAAUGUCCACUCAUGACUAACGCUUUAAAAUAAAAUAAAAACAUCAAAUUUU
Molecule: messenger RNA, 1697 nt
Organism: Oryzias latipes (Japanese medaka)
Lineage: Eukaryota; Metazoa; Chordata; Actinopteri; Beloniformes; Adrianichthyidae
Gene: utp23
Product: UTP23 small subunit processome component
Cellular component (GO): small-subunit processome
Source: RefSeq, a predicted model, not a curated record